AUGGCUACAACACAAAUAACAGAAGCCUCUAUCCGUGAGGCAUUGAUUGAGAGGCUUAAGGCCUCGCACGUCGAGGUGCAGGAUCAGUCUGGUGGCUGCGGCCAAGCCUUCACAGCCGUCAUCGUCUCGACCGAGUUUGCUGGCAAACCCUCGCUCCGCCGUCACCGCCUCGUGAAUGCCGCCCUGAAAGACGAGAUUGCACAAAUCCACGCCUGGAGUGCGAGGUGUCUCACCCCAGAGGAGUGGGAGAGGGAAAAGCUGAGUUCGGAGCCUAGGCUGGGGUCUUGA
This is a messenger RNA of Thermochaetoides thermophila DSM 1495, 288 nucleotides long. RefSeq lists its product as uncharacterized. The record is from RefSeq and is a predicted model, not a curated record. Gene Ontology annotation, cellular component: nucleus; cytosol. NCBI's taxonomy places the organism in Eukaryota, Fungi, Ascomycota, Sordariomycetes, Sordariales, Chaetomiaceae. Gene Ontology annotation, biological process: intracellular iron ion homeostasis. The transcript is spliced from 2 exons. The coding region runs from base 1 to 288 and encodes 95 amino acids. Gene Ontology annotation, molecular function: 2 iron, 2 sulfur cluster binding.